AUGGAAUAUGCAUUAUAUGGUACAUAUAUCCAAAGUAUUAAAAUUCCGUCGACUGUAUACUUUAUUGAUAUUUUUGCCUUUGGAUAUUGCAAACAAUUAACAAGCAUCGUAAUUCCAAAUAGUGUGAAAAUAAUCUCCGAAGCAAUGUUUAUAUCUUGUCCAUUAUUACAAACAGUAACCCUUUCAGAUAAUUUAACUUUAAUCGAGAAUCAAGCAUUUCAAUAUUGUAGCAAUUUAACAAAUAUAUCAAUACCUAAAAAAGUUGUAUCAAUUGGAAAUAAUGCAUUUGAAAACUAUUUUAAUCUGGUGAUUAUUUCAAUGCCUGAAAAAAUGGUAUCAAUUGGAAAAUAUGCAUUUUAUAAAUGUUUCAAUCUAGCAGGUAUAUCAAUACCAGAUAACAUCUCAACAAUAGAUAACUAUGCAUUUGCUAAUUGUUAUAAGAUAAAAAACAUUAUAAUACCUGGAAGUGUUAAAUCAAUUAAUGAACAUGCAUUUUAUAACUGCAGUUCCGUGACAAGCAUAACAAUUCCCAAUAGUCUUACAACAAUUAAUGUCACAGCAUUUAUUAAAUGUAGUAAACUCACAAAAAUAACAAGUAAAUUAUCUCAUACAAUAAACGGGAUUGAUGCAUUUUAUUCAUGCAACAUUAGCGAAAUUACAUUUGAAGGAUCAAAUUUUGAUCUUAUCAAUAAUCUCGGCUUUAAAGAAAAGAUCAAAUCAAUAACUUACAAUAUUCCGAAAUACAACUCACUUAGAAAAGUAAAUGAUGCAGAAUAUUUGCUACCACUGACAAAUCUUACUAAGUUGCAAUAUAUUAACAUUGAAAAUAUCAAUGAUAUGAUCAUUCCAGCAUAUUUUAUUAAUUGCGAUGAUGUUGAAAUUUUUAUUGCACAUAACAUUAACGCCAUUGAUCCAUUAGCAUUUUCCAAUUGCGCGAUUAAAAAAUUCACAUAUUAUGGAACCAAUCAAAUUGAAGGAGAUUUCUUGAAGAAUGCCAAAUCAUGUAAAGAAAUUAUAACUACUUCCGAAUACAAAUAUGACCAAUUAGGUGGGAUGGACGUAUCUAAAAUUGAUUCAUCCACUCCUCAGCCAUCAACAGCUAAUACUUCUCCAGGUAAUAAUGAUCAUAAUGAUGAUAUCAAUACAGAGAAAUCUGGUAAGAAAUCCGGUACAAUUGCAGGGAUUGUCAUAGGAAUCAUACUUGGAAUUGCAAUCAUCGCUGUUGUUUGUUUCUUCAUUUACAGGAAGAAGUUUGCCAACACUAAUGAGGAAUCCAGUAAAGAACACAUUGAGAUGCAAACAAUUGCAGUUUAA
Molecule: messenger RNA, 1314 nt
Organism: Trichomonas vaginalis G3
Lineage: Eukaryota; Parabasalia; Trichomonadida; Trichomonadidae
Product: ribonuclease inhibitor domain-containing protein
Exons: 1
Coding region: 1-1314 (437 amino acids)
Source: RefSeq, a predicted model, not a curated record